AUGGGAAUAUUGGCUGCGAUCGGAGUUCUGUUGCCAUUUCCGUUCUACUGGUGGCUGUGGACGAAUCCUCAGUCAUGGGUCAAUCUCUGCGGCCAAGGAAGAGACCCAUCGACGGUGAUGGCUCGUGUAUCGCACGUGCUCAAGGCUGCUCAACUGCUCUCUCUCUUCUCCGUCGCAUCUCUCUCCUGGCCUCCUCUCUACUUCUGGCCCCUUAUCGCCUUUGGCCAGUUUCUUAAUUUCAGGGUAUAUCAACUGUUAGGUGAAGCUGGAACAUAUUACGGAGUUCGAUUCGGGAAGAACAUACCUUGGGUUACGGAGUUCCCAUUUGGAGUUAUCAGAGAUCCACAGUAUGUUGGGAGUAUCAUGUCUCUGUUGGCAUGUCUUUCUUGGGUUCCAUUCCAAUACAUUUUGCUCUGGUGUCUCGGUUAUGGUUUCAUGAUGCUUGUCGAAUCCAAGGAAGAUCCAAGUGCUCGUGCCAAAUCGGUUUCCUGA
Messenger RNA from Microthlaspi erraticum, 492 nucleotides. The record is from the annotation of a GenBank genome assembly. NCBI's taxonomy places the organism in Eukaryota, Viridiplantae, Streptophyta, Magnoliopsida, Brassicales, Brassicaceae.